AUGGCGGCCGAGCGCCCCCGCAACCUCCGCGCCUGCCUCCUCUGCAGUGUCGUCCUCUCCUACAACAGCUUCUCACUCUCGGGCUGCCCCAACUGCGAAGACGUUCUCGCCCUGAAGAACGCUCCAGACUCGAUCGCCGAGAUGACGUCGCAGGUCUUCGAAGGGUUGAUUACGCUGCACGACCCGGCCACCAGCUGGGUCGCCAAGUGGCAGCGCCUCAGCGGCUACAAGCCGGGGAUCUAUGCGACGAAAGUGGUGGGGCGGCUGCCGGAUGAUAUCGUGCAAGGGCUGGAGGAUCAGGGCGUGAGGUAUGUGCCCAGGGAUGGCAGUGGUGGGGAGGAGGAGAUGGGGACUUAG
Cyphellophora europaea CBS 101466 is the source of this 357-nucleotide messenger RNA. RefSeq lists its product as uncharacterized. The coding region runs from base 1 to 357 and encodes 118 amino acids. Gene Ontology annotation, cellular component: DSIF complex; nucleus. The record is from RefSeq and is a predicted model, not a curated record. Lineage: Eukaryota; Fungi; Ascomycota; Eurotiomycetes; Chaetothyriales; Cyphellophoraceae. The transcript has a single exon. Gene Ontology annotation, biological process: regulation of transcription elongation by RNA polymerase II; positive regulation of DNA-templated transcription, elongation; mRNA processing. Gene Ontology annotation, molecular function: RNA polymerase II complex binding; zinc ion binding.